Pectinophora gossypiella (pink bollworm) is the source of this 1908-nucleotide messenger RNA. It is a transcript of the gene TBCB, whose product is annotated as tubulin-folding cofactor B. The transcript is spliced from 5 exons. The record is from RefSeq and is a predicted model, not a curated record. Bases 101 to 841 code for a protein of 246 amino acids. Gene Ontology annotation, molecular function: microtubule plus-end binding; alpha-tubulin binding. NCBI's taxonomy places the organism in Eukaryota, Metazoa, Arthropoda, Insecta, Lepidoptera, Gelechiidae. Gene Ontology annotation, biological process: cytoplasmic microtubule organization; post-chaperonin tubulin folding pathway; tubulin complex assembly. Gene Ontology annotation, cellular component: microtubule plus-end; nucleus; cytoplasm.
AUAAUGUCAAACGUCAAAUAAUUUCAAUCUUUUGUGUUUUGUGUUGUUUACUGAAAAACAGAAUUCUCGUCAGAAAUCGGCUUGAAUUAUCCCGAUUAUUAUGGAAGGUAUUCAGGUUAUAACCGCGGACUACGUGAAUGUCCAAAUAACCAAGUCGGACAGUGAAGAUGCACCGGUCGAGAGGAGAUUCAAAAAAGGAAUCACUGUACUUGACUUUAAGACAAAACUGGAGCUGGUUACUGGUGGGUCUGCAGCCACAAUGAAACUCAAGCUGUAUGAUAGCAAAAAUAACUAUGUUGGUGACAUCGACAAUGACAGUGCGCUGCUCGGCUCCUACCCCAUUGACGAUGGAAUGCGGAUACAUGUCAUUGAUAAGUUCAUGCUUGUCAAAGACUUCGAUUCCAGUGAUAGUACAGAGAGGUUUCGCCUGUCAGAAGAAGAGUAUGAGAAGAAGGGAGACACACUGCGCUCAUUCCUGCAACGCAACAGGCUGGGCAAGUACAAUGAGGAUGAGAUGAACAAACUGAAGGAGCAACAACAGAAAGAACUAGAAGAGGAAGCCAAAUACGCAGAGUCAGUGCUGGUGGGCGCGCGGUGCGAGGUCCGCGUGCCACAACAGCCGGUGCGACGCGCCACCGUGCGGUACAACGGCCCGCUAGAGGGCGCCAAGGGGUUGUGGAUCGGCGUACAGUACGACGAGCCGCGCGGCAAGAACGAUGGCUCGGUAAAUGGCAAGCGAUACUUCACGUGCCCACCAAAGUACGGUGGUUUUGUGAAGCCAGUGUAUGUGACAGUCGGAGACUUCCCCGAAGAGGAAUUUGACCUGGAUGACGAGAUAUGAAGACGCACGCACCUUCUAGAUGCUUUUGUAAGCAGGUCAUGGGACUGUGAGACUUAAAAAAAAUAUUUAUCAAUACCUAUUCGAAAUACUGACAAAGCUUAUAGACACAGCACUCGCCAAUAAUAAUUUCGUUAUGUAAUGACUGUUUUUGCUGUGUUGGCUUAGUUACCCCAAUAACGAUUAUGGGCGUGAGUUAGUUAAGCCUGUGUCUGCCUUUGUGUAUAAAAGUCAAGAGGAAAAAGAACUUUCAUAGUCCUAUGAAACUGCUAUGCUAAAUUUUUAUUGUAAUCAGCACAUUGAAGCUUGCGGGCAAGCUACAUUUUAUACCCUACCCUACAAAUAUAACAUGAUUAGAAUGCCAGCAGGAGAGAGAUAUAGUACUGUCAUGAGCAAUAUGUACCCACUUUAGAACCAAGUCGCAUUAACAUAGUUGAUAUUUUGUGAGACUUACAGUUCAAUUCGUCCAAAUAGUUAAUGUGAUAUGGUACUAAAGUGUAUACAUAUUAAUGCUCGUAACCGUACAUCGCCUUGCGUGAAAAAGACGAGAGUUUUGCCUCUUUCGCACUUACGGUAUACAGCUUAGUACGAAAGAGACGAGAGGUACGCUAUAAUCAUGUUACGCUAUAUAGGGUAUAAAAGACAUUAUGUUUUAAAAGCUUUACUAAUAUACUAGGUUAAGGCCCAUUUUUCUACAACAUAUCGAAACGGGUCGAAGACUGACAGAAAAAUACAAUCAUGUAGUAGAUAAAAAUGUUCAGUCAGUCAGUCAUGUUUGUAUGUGGGUGAUCUCUCAUUUAUUAUUUUGAACUUUUUACUAUGUAUGCAAUCGUGAAAUAAAUAAAAAAAUUACACAAAUAAUAUUGUAACGUGCAAUAUCUUAUUUUGUAUGUAAAAGAAUAAUCAUGUUUACAAAAUAUUCGAUAUAAUUUUCACAUUCCAAACACAGAAAUGUGGAGUUUUCUUUGAAUACUCGUAAUGCACGCGUUGUAUGUAUAACAUAAUACCUAUUAUGUAAACACAUACAUGUAUUAUGUAUUACAGUAAAUGUAUUUUUAUUAACAUCAAAA